Molecule: messenger RNA, 504 nt
Organism: Gloeophyllum trabeum ATCC 11539
Lineage: Eukaryota; Fungi; Basidiomycota; Agaricomycetes; Gloeophyllales; Gloeophyllaceae
Product: Sm-like ribonucleoprotein
Exons: 4
Coding region: 1-504 (167 amino acids)
Biological process (GO): mRNA splicing, via spliceosome
Cellular component (GO): U1 snRNP; cytoplasm; U2 snRNP
Molecular function (GO): RNA binding
Source: RefSeq, a predicted model, not a curated record
AUGCUGAGCCUCAUCAACUGGAGGCUCAAAGUCACGAUUAAUGAUGGACGUGCGUUAACGGGCCAAAUGCUUGCUUUCGAUCGGCACAUGAACCUGGUGUUGGCCGAGUGCGAGGAGUUCCGACGUGUCAGGCCGAAGAAGAAACCUGGAGAGACGGAGACUCCGCCCAUGCAGGAAAUGAAGAGAUCACUGGGACUCGUUAUUCUCCGCGGUGAAACAGUGGUCAGUCUGAGCGUCGAAGGACCUCCGCCAGUAGUAGAUGAUGACAAGAAGAAUGUGCUGCCAUUUGGCCCUGGUCGCGGUAUGCCUGCCGGCCGUGGCAUGCCCAUGAUGCCUCCCAUGGGACCCCCGUCCGCAGUUCGCCCUCCCAUGCCUUUCGGAGGUCCCCCCGGGAUGCCUGGUCCCCCACCGGGUUUCCGUCCACCUGGCUUCCCCCCAGGUAUGCCUUUCCCUCCUCCUCCUGGAUUCCAAGGCCCUCCUCCUGGGUUCCAACCCCCACAAUGA